GGAUGUCGGGCGUCUCAGUUAGGGGAAGAAGUGAACAUUGUUUCCCCUAAACCACAGUCAGGAGCAGGAGAAACUAACAUUUUAUAAUAAUACACAGUUAAGUAUCUAGUCAUGCCAGCCGGUAAAAACUUCAGGAGAAGGAAAGAGUCUUCUGAUGAUGAGGAAUCUGACGACGUAACUGCUGAAGUUAGGUCGAAACUUGAUGAAGCAAAGGAGCUGCAAAGUUUACGGAAGAGACAGAGUGGCGUGAGUUUAGCGUCAUUACUUGUGGGAGAGAAGCUACCAUUGGAAGCAGAGAUAGAGGAUGAUCCGUUUAAACUCAAGACAGGAGGCAUUGUAGACAUGAAGAAAGUAAAAGACAGAGCUGUAGAUAUUACAGAGGAUGAGCUGAACCUGGGAACUGCUUUCUCUGCUGAAACAAACAGACGAGAUGAAGAUGCAGACAUGAUGAAGUACAUUGAAACAGAGCUGAAAAAGAAGAAGGGAUUAUUGGAGGCAGAGGAGCAGAAGAUAAAAAUGAAGAAUGCCGAGGAUCAGCUGUACGAGCUGCCUGAGAACAUCCGCGUCAAUUCUGCUAAAAAGACAGAAGAGAUGUUGUCUAAUCAAAUGCUUAGUGGCAUCCCAGAAGUGGACCUGGGAAUCGAUGCAAAGAUAAAGAACAUAAUCAGUACAGAGGAUGCCAAAGCGAAGCUGAUUGCUGAGCAGAGGAAUAAGAAGAAAGACAGCGGUACCUCAUUUGUUCCCACUAACAUCGCCGUGAACUACGUCCAGCACAACCGCUUCUACCACGAAGAUGUGAACGCACCUCAUAGACGGCAUCGAGAAGAGCCGAAAGCACGACCACUACGCGUCGGUGAUACUGAGAAACCAGCACCGGAAAAAUCGCCACCCAACUACCGCAAGAGACCAAACAACGAGAAGGCCACAGACGACUACCAUUAUGAGAAAUUCAAGAAGAUGAACCGAAGAUACUGAUCCCUUGCAAAGCAAAAAAAAAAAAAAAGACAUUUGGGGGGGAAAAACAAACACCCUUGAUGCUGAAAUUGUUCACCUGUUCGAUACCAUUUUGACACCUGGAGAUAUGAUUUAUGAACCUUUAUGAAGAGCUGGUGAGGCAAUUAGCAAGUUUCUUAUUUUCUUAAAGGAAAAGAUUUGUCCUGUAAAUAUAAUGUGUAAUAAACAAGGGAUAUUAUCAUCAGUUAUUAUGUGCCGAUUGAUGUUGAAUUGUUACUAAAUAAUAAUAUCAUAAUCAUAAAUAAUUUUGAUUAAUUUAAAUAAUUCUAUUGAGAGAAUUGAG
This is a messenger RNA of Hemibagrus wyckioides, 1297 nucleotides long. It is a transcript of the gene lg28h9orf78, whose product is annotated as linkage group 28 C9orf78 homolog. Bases 112 to 975 code for a protein of 287 amino acids. NCBI's taxonomy places the organism in Eukaryota, Metazoa, Chordata, Actinopteri, Siluriformes, Bagridae. The record is from RefSeq and is a predicted model, not a curated record. Gene Ontology annotation, cellular component: spliceosomal complex. Gene Ontology annotation, biological process: mRNA splicing, via spliceosome. The transcript is spliced from 9 exons.